GGUUAAAAAGACCUUUUGCCUCUCCCCUCCCUUCGAGAAAUUUCGCGGCUUCGUCUCGUUUCUUAAACACCCCCCAGGAGAGAUUCUACGCACGCGCCGCCGGAGGAGAAGAAGAUCAGCGUGGAGGAGCAGCAGGAAAAAAAGAGAGAAUCUCUUCGUUUCGAUCGAAUUGUCUUAGAGAUGGUGACAGGCGCGGUCUCCGCCAUGGCGGCGAAACAAGCCGAGCGGUUAAAGGAAGACGGCAACAAUUGCUUCAAGAAAGAACGCUUCGGCGCCGCCAUCGAUGCUUACACAGAGGCGAUAACGUUGUCACCGAAGGUUCCUGUGUACUGGACUAAUCGAGCUCUCUGCCACAUGAAGCGAAAGGAUUGGACUAGGGUUGAAGAGGAUUGUCGCCAAGCUAUUCAGCUUGACCACGAUUCUGUUAAGGCACACUACAUGCUAGGACUUGCGUUAUUGCAGAGGGAAGAAUAUGCUGAUGGAGUCAAGGCGUUGCAAAGGGCUUUGGAUUUUGGAAGAGGCGCAAAUCCAACAGGGUAUAUGGUUGAAGAAAUAUGGGAAGAGCUUUCUAAAGCAAAAUACAUGGAGUGGGAGCUGCUUUCCGCAAGACGCUCGUGGGAAUUGAAUAGUUUGAAGGAAACUUGCGUGGCUGCUCUUAAUCAGCAACGUGCUUUAGAUAUGUCUCGAACAGAAGAGUCCUCGGAAGAAGACUACUCUUCACAUACCGAUCAACUGAAAGCUCUUGAUCGAGUGUUUGAGAAAGCUGCAGAAGAAGACAAACCAACUGAGGUGCCAGAUUACUUGUGUUGCAACAUCACUCUUGAGAUAUUCCGGGAUCCUGUGAUUUCUCCAAGUGGGGUUACAUAUGAAAGAGCAGCAAUCCUCGAACAUAUUAACAAGGUGGGAAAGUUUGAUCCUAUAACUCGUGAGAAACUCGACCCAUCCAAGCUCGUUCCAAAUCUGGCUAUCAAAGAGGCAGUGGCUGCGUAUCUAGAGAAGCACGUCUGGGCUUACAAAACGGGUUGUUGAUUCAGAUGGGCCUUGAACAUACACACAAUGAAGCGGGAGAGAUAUUGAGUUUAACUACUCAGUGUUUGAACAAAACAGACUUUUGAAGUUACCGUUUUCAGUUUUGUGUGUUUUCUGCUAGCCAAUGGUUCAAGUGUAAGAUACUCUUACCUUGUAUAUAUAUAUAUAUAUUUAUUUUGCACACAA
This is a messenger RNA of Brassica rapa (field mustard), 1215 nucleotides long. Its product is annotated as E3 ubiquitin-protein ligase CHIP. Gene Ontology annotation, molecular function: protein-folding chaperone binding; ubiquitin protein ligase activity. Lineage: Eukaryota; Viridiplantae; Streptophyta; Magnoliopsida; Brassicales; Brassicaceae. The record is from RefSeq and is a predicted model, not a curated record. Gene Ontology annotation, cellular component: cytoplasm. Gene Ontology annotation, biological process: protein quality control for misfolded or incompletely synthesized proteins; positive regulation of proteolysis; proteasome-mediated ubiquitin-dependent protein catabolic process.